This is a messenger RNA of Paramormyrops kingsleyae, 1311 nucleotides long. It is a transcript of the gene manf, whose product is annotated as mesencephalic astrocyte-derived neurotrophic factor. Gene Ontology annotation, biological process: dopaminergic neuron differentiation; neuron projection development. Lineage: Eukaryota; Metazoa; Chordata; Actinopteri; Osteoglossiformes; Mormyridae. Gene Ontology annotation, cellular component: endoplasmic reticulum. The record is from RefSeq and is a predicted model, not a curated record.
GCUCUCGAGACCGGAAGCUGUUGUUCAAUCGAAACAGCUUGCGCUAGGUUCUGUUAUACCGGUGUCGUACCGGGUGCGCUCGGGUGAGAAAUAAGUGAAUAAGUAAGCUAAAUAUUUUGUUUUAUACCCAAAACUAUAAUAUUAUAGCUGGUAGUAUAUUUAAAAUGUUGCGUUUAAGUGGCUUCUCUGUUGCUUUAGCUCUUGUACUUGUACCGAGCGGCAGUGAUGCUUUGAAAGAGGGGGAAUGUGAAGUGUGUGUGAACUUCCUUAGCAGGUUUUAUCAGUCUUUGAAAGACAGCGAUGUUAAGUUUAACAGUGAAUCCAUAGAGAACGCCUUGGUCAAGACUUGCAAUGAUGCCAAGGGGAAGGAGAACCGGCUGUGUUACUACAUUGGAGCAACAAAUGACGCGGCAACCAAAAUAACGAACGAAGUCUCCAAGCCGUUAAGCUAUCAUGUGCCUGUGGAGAAAAUUUGUGAAAAGUUGAAGAAAAAGGACAGUCAGAUAUGUGAACUGAAAUAUGACAAACAAGUGGACCUGAGCUCAGUGGAUCUAAAGAAACUGAAGGUGAAGGACUUGAAGAAGAUCCUAGAGGAGUGGGGUGAGGCAUGCAAAGGCUGCGUGGAGAAGUCAGACUUCAUCCGCAAGAUCAAUGAACUGAUGCCCAAGUACGCACCCAGUGCGGCAAAAGCACGGACAGACCUGUAACGACUACUCUGAAAGAGGGAGGGGGGCCAGAGGCUUCAAGGGUGGGGAGAGGGUUACCUUUUUUCCAGUGUGUGCUAUGUGGACCACCCAAUAGAAUGGGAUAGAUUUUUUUAUAUAUAUGUAUAAUCAUUUAAGUCUUCACUUCAAACCAAGAAGAGAGAAGAUGAAUUCAUGAAAAAUGAGCUCAUUCUUCAUUUAUACUGGUCAUGAAUGCAUACAAUGUUAUGAAAUUUGGCUGAGAGUUUUUCAUUAAAAAUGGGAAAAGAUUGUUGUUUGAAGCUAUGAUCAUAUUGAUAUGACUUACUGUUUCCUGAGUUAUAUCAGACUCCCAGUGUUUGCUGCAUUAGGGGUGAGAUUUUGCUAGUUUAAGACACUGCUUGUGAUCUUAAACAUUGCAGAAGUGUUACAACUUGCAUGGCAACAAAUUGAAACAAUCUUGAGUAUAUCUGAUGAAUAAGGCCAGGCUUAAUUCUCAUAUUUAGAUGCUUUGUUUAGAACAAAGUAGCUUAUAAAGGAGUGAGAUGAACUGGUUGGUGGAUUCUUUAUUUAUGAUGCUCUGACAAACUUAUAAUGUAUUUUAAAAUAAGAUUACAAUACCACCUUU